AUGGCAGCCAAAGAGUACCACGACGCCAUCCGCAGACAGAAGAGUUCGCAUUGGAACGACUUCCUGGCCGAUGACGCUAACAUCUGGCAAGCAACGAAGUACCUGCAAACCGGCAGCGGCACGAUGGGCGAUAAGAUACCCCCGCUCGUCCGACCCGAUGGCUCCAUCACGGAGGGUAAAGCAGAACAAGCGCAGGAGUUACUCACCGCCUUCUUCCCACCUUUGCCAGCGAGAAUCGAAGACGAGGGCCAACGACCUCAACGGGCGCCGGUACACAUGCCAGACCUAACAAUGGAGGAGAUAGAACAAAAGGUCCUGUCCGCUAAGCCAUGGAAGGCGCCCGGGGAAGACGGUCUACCGGCAAUGGUAUGGAGACAGCUCUGGCCAGUGGUCAAAGACAGGGUGCUCCAUUUAUUCCGGACGUCACUUCGAGACGGCGACAUCCCCAGCCAGUGGAGGAAUGCCAAGAUCAUCCCAUUGAAGAAGCCAGGGAAGAGCGAAUACACUCUAGCCAAGUCCUGGAGACCCAUCUCGCUGCUCUCCACGCUGGGUAAGAUACUGGAGGCAGUCAUUGCGGAGCGUUUAUCCCAUGCUGUGGAGACCUGCGGCCUUCUACCCGCCAACCACUUCGGAGCCAGGAAGAGACGCUCGACCGAACAGGCUCUCCUUCUGCUUGAGGAACACAUCUACAAAGCAUGGAGAGCUAGGAAAGUGCUCAGUCUGAUCAGCUUCGAUGUCAAGGGCGCAUACAAUGGGGUCUUCAAAGACAGGCUUCUCCAGAGGCUCAAGGCAAGAGGGAUACCUGAAUCCCUGGUCAAGUGGAUCGACGCCUUCUGCUCCAAGCGCACAGCGACCAUUGCCGUAAACGGGUUCACAUCUGGACGGCAAGAGCUGCCCCAAGCGGGUCUUCCGCAAGGAUCGCCACUGUCUCCAGUGUUGUUCCUCUUCUUCAACGCCGACCUAGUGCAGCACAAGAUCGACGCGAACGGAGGCGCAAUUGCCUUCGUGGACGACUACACUGCCUGGGUAACGGGCCCGUCAGCGGAGUCGAACCGCACUGGAAUCCAAGCUAUCAUCGACAAAGCCCUUGACUGGGAGAAACGGAGCGGUGCGCAGUUUGAAGGCGAAAAGACAGCCAUCAUACACUUCACGAGGAACAUGGAGCGAUUUUCAGAACAACCGUUCUCGGUCAAAGGCGAAGUGGUCAAACCGAAGGAAAGUGCGAAAAUCCUAGGUGUCGUGAUGGAUCGCGAACUCCGCUACAAGCAGCACAUUGCUAGGACGGCAGCUAAGGGCCUCGCAGCCGCUCUGGCCCUGAAGAGGCUGAAGAUGCUUUCCCCGCGGACAGCGAGACAGCUAUUUGUUGCGACAGUAGCCCCGGUCAUGGACUACGCUGCCAAUGUCUGGAUGCAUGCGUGCGGGGAAAAGGCACUGAGCUGGCUGAACAGGGCGCAGAAGAUCGGGGCCCUGGCCAUCACGGGAGCCUUUCGAACCGCGGCAACAGCCGUGGUGGAAGCUGAAGCGAGCAUCUACCCCGUACGAGAACGACACGCCCAGGCGGCAGCCAGUCUGUGGAUCAACAUCCACACGCUGCCCGGAACGCAUCCCCUUGCCAUGAAGAAAGUCCGGACCACCGUACGAUUCGUAUCUCCGCUGCAGAAAAUUGCCCGCGUGGCCGAAGGAGUACGAGUUGACCGGAUGGAGACAAUCCAGGAAUACGCCGUCCCACCCUGGGUACCUCGCCUACGACCGACGCUCGAAGCCGAUCGAGGGAAGGCGGCCGAGAUGGUCAACAAAAUUUCGGGAAUCGUGAUCGCAACCAGCUCAUCCGUAAAGAAGGGCAUUGUUGGCAUGGGCGGCCUUGCACGGGAUACUCUCUUCAACAGAACUAGCGAGACUGUGACAAACUAUGCUGUUGUUCUUGGGACAAGGGAAGAGCAGAACCCAUAUACAGCAGAGCUAGCAGCCAUCGCAAUGGCCCUGGAGAAGUUACCGGCUAGCAUCUGCCACAGGCACAUCACCGUGAUCACUAGGAACCAGUCAGCGCUGGCAGCAGUUGGACAGCCGCGGCAGCAAUCCGGCCAAAGCAUCAUACGGCAAAUCUACGACUUGGCCAGGCUGCACCGACAAAGAGGGAACUCGGUCAACUUUCUGUGGAUACCAGCGGAGAUUGACUUCGCGCUGGGGUCAGAUGCCAAGGCAGCAGCCCAGAGAGCGUCGAAGCAAGGACGCACACCCGACUCCCAAAUACCCCAGGCCAAGUCUACCGCGAUGAGGCUGGCAAUGGAAAGACAACGGGCGACAAGAGUUCUACCUGUAAGCGUGGGCAAGUUCUCAAAGGCCAUGGACGCAGCACUACCAGGCAAGCACACGCGCCAUCUCUAUGACAAGCUGAAGCGAAGGGAGGCCUGCGUAUUGGCGCAGCUCUGA
Chaetomium globosum CBS 148.51 is the source of this 2430-nucleotide messenger RNA. RefSeq lists its product as uncharacterized. Gene Ontology annotation, molecular function: nucleic acid binding. The transcript has a single exon. The record is from RefSeq and is a predicted model, not a curated record. Bases 1 to 2430 code for a protein of 809 amino acids. Lineage: Eukaryota; Fungi; Ascomycota; Sordariomycetes; Sordariales; Chaetomiaceae.